Esox lucius (northern pike) is the source of this 7230-nucleotide messenger RNA. RefSeq names its product kelch domain containing 8A (gene klhdc8a). The coding region runs from base 484 to 1548 and encodes 354 amino acids. Gene Ontology annotation, molecular function: protein binding. The record is from RefSeq and is a predicted model, not a curated record. The transcript is spliced from 9 exons. NCBI's taxonomy places the organism in Eukaryota, Metazoa, Chordata, Actinopteri, Esociformes, Esocidae.
UAACUUAUUAACUGUAUUAAAACGUUAUUUCAGUAUGAAAUCAUUUUUCUGUUGGUCGCUGUGUCAUUACAACAAAAAGGGGUAAAUGGCGAAAAGGGGUAUAGCGUUGAUGGUUACUGUAGGCUAGGCUACGAUGCUUCGGUAUGCUACCUGAGCCGUAAUGAUGUUGUAGGCUAGCCUACUGUACUGUACGUAGGCUUCAGUUCCUGAGCUUCACAGGACCGCUCAGUUACAGAACCGUCCUAAACGAUAACAACACUUCCGCUUAUGAGCAACUAGAAGGGGGACGAGGUCAAGUAGGGACCAUUCCGUGCCGUUGGUCAACCCAGUGCUAGAGCCUCCAGCUGGGUUUUCCUGACCUUGCUCCACUUGAUUACACGGCUUUCUCCAGUCUUUCUCCGCCCUGCAUUACACCCAGACGUGCUGUUCCUGUCCGUCUCAGAUUCCCUAGAACCACCUCUCCCUUCCUGGGUUGAGACAGACAUGUCUGUGCCCUCUGCCCAAGAGUUCCACUGGCAGAGCCUGGCGCGGCUUCCCAGCGGGCGUGUGUACCACUCCCUGGUGGAGGUGGGGGGGCUGAUGUACAUGCUGGGGGGCUGUGAUGCCGCAGGGAGGCCCUCUCCAGCCUUAGAACUCUACUCUCCAGAGGAGGACCGGUGGCUGAGCUUGCCCCCAAUGCCAAGCCCUCGCGUGGGUGCAGCCGUGGCGGUGUUGGGCAAGCAGAUCCUGGUGGUGGGCGGUGUGGCGGAGGACCAGCGCCCCCUGAAGGUGGUGGAGAUGUACAACACAGAAGAGGGGAAGUGGAGGAAGAGGAGCUCCCUCAGAGAGGCACUGAUGGGGGUGGCCAUAACUGUCAAAGAUGGACGUGCUUUGGCCGUGGGGGGCAUGGGAGCGGACCUGCUGUCCCGUGGUAUACUGCAGCAGUACGACCUGAGGAAGGACGUCUGGGCACUACUCCCUCCAAUGCCCACACCGCGUUACGACGCUACCGCCCAUCUACUGGGCAAUAAAGUCUACGUGGCCGGUGGCCGUCAGUGCAAGCGCACGUUGAAGGUGUUUGAACUGUAUGACUCUGAGACACGUUCCUGGACUACACUUCCCAACAUACCGUGCAAACGUUCAUAUGGGGGCGUCUUCUGGGACAGUUUAGGGAGACUGUGUCUGCUGGGGGGGCUGAGGAAGGGAGGGGGCCACCAGAGCUCCAAAUUCACCAACAACGUCAACAUCUUUGAUACUAACCAGGGGUUGUGGUUGAAAUCAGAGGACACAGUUUCAAUGAAGACUAAGAGGGCUGACUUUGCCUCAGCUUUCCUCAGGGGCAGGAUGGUGGUGGCAGGAGGACUUGGUCACCAGCCCUCAGUGCUGGACACGGUGGAAGCCUUCCACCCUCACAAGAGAAAGUGGGAAACUCUGGCUCCCAUGGCAGUGCCCAGAUGCUCCGCCUCCUCAAUCGUCAUCAGGGACCGCCUUCUGGUGGUGGGAGGAGUCAACCAGGUUCCUAGUUCAGCCCAUGAGAUCCUGUAUGUGAAAGAGGAAGAGUGUCUGUAGGCUAGAAGACAGACCUUACGGGAUGAUUGACAGCAGAAUGACACCAAGAAGAUUCUAGAACAUCGUUUUCGAGAUGGAAUGGCUGCAGCUCCGUGACAAAUGCAAUAGAUGCGGCAAAGAGAUUGGUGGAACUCCAGCGAAACAUUGAGAAUCCAAUGGAAAGGUGUCGGGUAACCCCCUCUUACUCCGCAUGUGCACAGGUUGCAUCAAACUCGAUGGGUUCCAGUGGAAGGCUUUAUUUCAAUGGGGGUGAAUCUGCACUGCUGCAGUUUAUCUGCCGGACUCGGUUGCACUCCGAAGGUGCUAACGUGUGAUGUGUUUGUGUAUGUGAAAGCAGCAAGAACACUUUGGCAGCUCAAUACAUUUACUUGAAGAACCAAAUCAACAUUCAUUGCGUUUUAUAGGGCAUUGAAUUCAUACCUGGCACCCUGAUUUCUGUCAUUUUUUUUUUUGCAUUUAGAUCCUGGUAGAACUUCAAAUAGGCAGAAACUAAAACUUUUCUCCAUGCUAAGUGAUUCUUUCUGUGGUGAUACGGUACAUUGACGACUGCAGAAAAUGUACUGUUUGGCAACUGGACGACGCAACCUGUGGGCAUGCGCCUUUAGUCUUCAUGGUCACUGCUAAAAACAACCGCACCUAUUUCUAGAAACUACCAAUGUUAACAUCUUACAUGAACAGAGUGAAGCACAACUACUAAUUCUCAACUUUUAAAUAGGAUAUCUUCAAAAAGAAAUGCAGAAAAAACGGCCCCAUAUGUCUAAAUCAGACCAAUUGUAGGCUUGUUACAAUAACUAAUACUCCUUGAAUGUGCACACUUCUAUCCCCUCUUUACCGCAUCUGUUAAGAUCUACAGAGAAACAGAAAGGGUCUGGAAAUCAUGCCACAAACGCUGAACAGCGCCCUCUGCUGCUUCAUCUAGCAGUGUACACUGAACUCUAAGACACUGAGAACUUCCAGUAAAUCACACAAGCUGUACACAUAGACACUGAGUGAGUCCUGGGAAACAAUACACCUUUCUUCCACACCUCUGACUAGUUUUUAUUCAGCCUUACCUUAUAGAGAUGAGUAACCCAGAUUCUGUAGCUCCAAUGCCUGAAUGAAUGAAUUAAAUGCCAGAAACCCAUACUGGGUGGCCUGCUAAUGUAAUUUAACACUUUAAACACAUUUUUCUGUUCAGUGGUAUUCAAAUCUGGCCCACUAAGCCAGCUCCACUCCAUGUUUUCAUUGUAACCCUCUAAUCAGGAACCUGUUUAUACCUUAGACACCAGGUGGGUGCAAUUAAUGAUGAGUUAGAACAGAAAGCCAGCGGGCUCCAGACCUCAUAGGGCGAGAUUUUAAUACCCUUGUUCUAUAUCAAUCCAAUCAUGUGUUGUCCCUUUACUUUUUAUUUCAUCACCACAAGCCUAGAAUGGAGAGUAUGAAGAAUUCAUUCAAAAUCUAGAAGGAUAGUCAUAAAACCAUAUGCAUACAAUUUCUGUUUCAUAAACCAUGUAGAGAUUUUUAAACACUAAGAGAUUGAUACAUUAUUCAUGUUUAGGGAGUAAUCAUGAAUCCUACUAGAUGGAAAAAUAUAGCUUUUAAGCAAAAGAAUCUACAUGUCCUCAUGAAAUUGUCCACUUGUAUUUAAUUAGUGGUAGAAUUGGAAGUAGUUUACAGUGUCUUGACAAUAUGGAAAACAGUUCAUAAAAGUAUGAUAUAGUUAAUGAACCCACAUUUCCAUCACUGUUUAUGGAGCUGUGUUAUAGGUGCUUACAAUUGUAUUGUGUAUCAAGUUCAAAGUAACCUACGCCAGGCUUUCCUAAACAUAAAGCCUGGGGGAACUCAUUGUAAAACAAUAGCAAAAUAAUGUCAUUGUCAAUCAGUGAUGCCUUGCAACACGUCAAACCCAUCAAACAUUAUGCUCAGACGGAGGAUCAGCUGAACUCACUAGAUUUGCAUUGAUUAAAACUUGAUUUUGCAUAUAGAUCCCACUUCUGGGAAAACAUAUUUUUACACAUUUCCUUCAGGUUUUUUCUCAUUUUCUGUAGUGUGGCGAACUAGCAUACAGACAAACAUAAUGGGACCUAAACGAUUUGAAAACAGUGAUGAAAAUAACACAGUUAUGUGAGAGAGUGGUUCUAGAAAUGUGACACCCAAUCAAAAUAUCACUGCUGGGAGCCAUCUACAAGGUUUUAACCAACAACAUGUGUAGAUCUUUCCCAGACUGAAGGACAUCUUGGUCCAACAGGCUGUACUGUUGUUUUUGACUAACUGACUGUUCAAUGUGUUUUCUGCUAUAUAGACACACCAUGUGUUGUGAUACACUCAACUAUAUGCAACUUGACCCAUUUCAGAUACUGCCAUCAUGCUUUUGAAGUUUACUUUUUGUAGCAUACAUUCCCUUGCUCAUACAGUUGAUGUGCAAAUGUUGCAUGUCAUUAAGCUUCUAUAAACAGCAACAAAUAACAGAAAUAUAGAUACUUUUUCUGUAUUGUUAGCAAAAAAUGUGCCUCUUAACCCAGGCCAUUCUAGUCCUGCUAUAUUAAAUUAACAGGUGUCUUUAAAAGGGUGGAAGACAGUUAAAUCAUUGUGAUACAAGGCAUGUCGCCGACAGUAGCUAACAAGGGCAUCUUUUGAGAAGUAAUUAGGGUGACUGCUAAAGCACUGUCUAUGAUUUUAUUUUUCACCAGCUUUCCAAGCAAAAGCUAAUGUUGCUAUAGCAGCUAAGUAGCCUCAUCUGCUCACGCUUUGCUUGAACAGACCAAGUGAACACACGACUAAAACAGUCCUUUACAUUAGUUAUUAGGGGUAUGUUUCUAUAGCUGCUACCCACAUUUCGUAUGGAUAAUAAUUUAACGUAGAUCUGAUCUUUUUUCAGGCAGAAUAGGAGAAAAUGAAAAAAAUGCUUUAAUUAGCUCUUUUUAAGCAGAUUGUUUUUGAAACACUUGCACUUCACUGCAUUUUGUAUUAUGCGUCCAAAAUUUAAGGGGAGUUUGCCACUGGGCAAAAUACACAGUGCCGUUAAGUUUGGAAAUGCCCCCUAUUAAGUGACUGUUCUCUGUAACAUACCAGGGAGGUUUUCCAGACCGGCAGAUGCAACUGUACACAACACACUCAUUCUUCUACCGUGAACUACAGUACAUAAAUCAUUUAGAAGAGAUUUAACAGAUCUUUGGGACCCAGCCUUUACUUCUUACAGAGGAAAUAUAUUAAGUAAUCACAUGCCAGUCACAUCUAGUGUUCAGAACUACAGUUUUGUAACACCCUCUACUCUAAAAUUUGUUCAGUGAUUUCAGGUGACUGAAUUGCUGCAAAAUCUUUGUGAGGUUAUAUCAUGGUUCAGUGGACAAGAAACAAAAAGGAUUUUGGGGCGCCUUGUCUUGUAUUUCCAAGGUAAUUUAGUGUUGGUGUUUAUUGCCUACAUAGUAGUUGAGCAUCUGCAUAGAACAGAACAUCAGUAACCACGUUUCCAUGUGCAGUUUUGGUGCAAGCUGGAAAAAUAAUCAAGGAUGUAGGAUGACAUGUUGGUUUGCAAAACACUAGAUUACUUAUAAACCUUGCUCUUGUCAAUAGCCCUUAUCCAAUGAUUAAUUACAUGGGGGAGUUUUCCACUGUGAACCAGCGGGUUUUCCCCUGACUUAAGAAGGUAAUAAAGUUUGAUUAACACUCCCCCAAUUCAGGCCUGAAUUUCCCCCAGAAAGAUUGAAUCCCAAGAAUCCCCCUAUUUAUUCACAGCACACACAUAAAUUACCCACAAGGAACUGUCUUUCUCUGUAAAUAAGUUAUAUAUAGUGUUUUAGGAAUGAUUGCGUUCUUCUGCUCUGUGUAUGAUUUGCCUGUAGUUUUCUUAAAGCAUUUUCUCAAGGUCAUUUGGAACAUACAUAUCUUUGUUUUUUACACCCAUUGUUGUAGACUUACUGCUUGCCUUGUAGUAUAUUUUAAACAGGUAAUAUAGAUGACAUCUUAAUAACUAAGAACUAAUGUAAUGUUUUUCCUUUUGUAUUGCUUAGAUAUACUGUGUAUUUAUAGUCACACAAAAUUACUGGCACCCUUAAUAUAGAUGAGAAAAGAAGGCUGGAUAAAAUAGAAAAAAGUUAAAUAGCUAUAUUCUAUGGUCAGAAAUAGGACAAUUAUUAUUUCAUACUAAUAUAAUUGCUUAUAAAAAAUCUUAAUGUUAACAAAUAAUACAUACGAAUAAUACAUGUUUCCUCUCUCAAAGAUAGGUGUCACAAUUGUAGACAUCCUAGUAAAAUCAACCCUUAAUUAAAUCUGCAUUAACGUUCUACUUCCAUGGCUUUGUGUUUAACAGGGGUAUAAACAUUUGCAUUUAGAGACAAAUGUUUAUUCCCCAUUUUAAACAACAAUCUUGCAAUGGGUACAAAAUAAUUGAAAUCGUAAAUAUACUACUGACCUCUAUUUGGGCAAUAAUGAAGCGUGCCAAUCAUUUUAGAUGUGACUGCGUAUAGGCCUGUAUGUUGUAUCUGAAAUGUUUGCAUUUUGUCAACAGUUUGCUAUUGAUACUAUAGAUGGAAAUUCACUUAAGUUAGGGACCACCCAUUUUAGUACCGCAACUAUAAUCAACUCCUGAUAAAUAGUAUGCAGACAUGGUAUGCCUGGAGAAAGUAAAGAAUAAUGCAUUUGAAUUUACUGCAUUCUACUGAAACAGUGUGUGCAGUUACUUAAUGUGCACAUAUCAGGAGGUGACUACCUACAGUUUAAUGUGUAGCCUAUGUAUUGCUAUUGCAAUAGGAUUUAUAAUGGUGUACUCUCAUGUGUUCAUAUAUUUGUCAGUUGGAAGGUUAAUCAUGCUUGGUUUAGAGUAUGUACCAAAUGUGUAUUGAAUUGUGUUCUUUAGUAUUAUGGCAGUUGGAGAGACCCUGCCAAAGUUCAGAACUUAUGUUAUAAUUACAAUACCUGCAAUACUAGUCAAAGGUUCAUCUGUUUUGGUUUGUCAUUAGUGCAUUAUGUAUUGAUGAGUAGCUUCAUUCUCAGGAUGUUAUAGAAAAGCACAAACUAGUGGAUGGAUACUAUGUGGGUUUAAUGAAGUAUUCUUCUAACUGAAUUAGAAAAUAAAAGUUAAAGAAAAUUAUUCCAUCCAGUUUUUACCCAUGCUUUAUCAUUUGUGUUUAUUUGUUAUUGUCAGCCUUCAUUAGGCAUUGACUUGAAAUCUCACUUUUCACCACCUGAUGGCAGUUAAACACAACAUCUAAGCUGUGUAAACUGAGGCACAUUGUUCUUAUGUAGGUAAUUGUUAACUCAAACGUACUAAAUUGGCUGAAUCUAUAACUUUUCAUUGCGCUGGAACCAUAGACAUAGCCCCUCUUUAUGGCUGACUUAUCUUUUUGUUCUAGUCUUUGCAUUUUUGGGUCGUUCUGGGAACAUGGUGGCUUUUGGACCUGCAAAAUUGUUUAUAAUUUUGCACAAUAAUAUUAUGCAAAAUUGUUUAUAACAACUGCGGUAGUUUUGAAAGUGAAAUGUUUUUCCAUUCUUGCUUGAUUUAGGAUUUCAGCUGCUCAACAGUUCGGCAUCCCCUUGGUUUUAUUUUUUGUUUCAUAAUGCGCCAAAUGUUUUCAAUGGGUGACAGGUCUGAACUGCAUGCAGGUCAGUUUAGCUCCCAGACCUUUUUACUAUGCUGUUGUAAUACGUGCAGAAUGUGGUUUGGCAUUGUCUUGCUGAAAUAAGCAAGGCCUUCCUUGAAAAAGA